UGGGAAAUCGAGACCGACGCAUCACCAUACUCCUUUGUACCAAACAUCUGAUGUGCACCUGAAGGCAUCACAUGACUAGGGAGUGGUCGAUUUCUCAGCAGACCGACAUGAGUCAUAUUUCCGUGAAGACGGCCACGGACUCAACCGUUUGCUCUUCAACUCCGGUAACCAGCCGACUCCUGUUUCAGGUGACCAGAAGGCAAGAAUGGCUGCUGCUUCAGUGAGCUACCAGUAAGAACCUGUUUUCUUGAGUUUUGUUAAGGGUACUUUAAGUUGGCAAUUAGGAAAGGCAGGUGUAGUAAGUGAUACUUAACAUUUGAAUAGCACAUGUUGACGAAUCCUAUUGAAUAAAGUGAAAUAUGAGAAGUUUCAGACGGAGUGUGAAGGUGGAUAUAAGAAGAGGUUCAUGCCAAACACUAGCACUUGGACAACGUUGAGAUUUCUGGUCUGGAAAUGUAUGCAAAUUAUUAUAAUUAUUAUUAAUUUGCAUAUUUUAACAGACAAUUUCAGAAACCUUGUAGUACACCCAUUCCCCUUAACCCUUUAACUGCCAUGCUCUACAUUUUGGGAGAGCACAUUUUAAGUCGCUAUAUCUUAUCUAACAUGUAUUGACCUUAACUGAACCUCAUUGAGCCAUCUCUACAACUUAAUUGGUUGAGGUGUCUUUAAGAAGUAUACCUUCUCAGCUUGCCUCUUCACAGGAAGUUAGCAAGAAAUAGUAUCCAGACAUGUGGACACUAUUUGGUGAACAUUUCAAAGGUAAGUACAUUUAUUCCGAUUUCAAAGGAUUUGGGCGCCGAUGAAGGAAUGAUUAUACUUCAAUAAAUUGAGCUGUUUUUUUGAAAGAAGAAAAGGAUCGCCAAUCAGAGGUUUGACCGGAUCGCAUGAGAAACAUUGCGUCUCUACGGUCGACACUCAAACUCGACUACAUUGUUGAGUUUGAGUGUGACGACCCUCCAACUCUGCUGGCCGGAUUCCUGCUCGAAGACGGCUUCCUGGUGGGAGGAGCUGGGACGUUCACCUGGUCAUACCAGCCCAUCUGAUUGGAGCCUCCAAGAAGGCGUAAAAGACAGCACUUCUGGGAGUGUCUCUCAAGUCAGCCUUGAAGAGGAUCGUUGGCGAUAAUUCUCCACAAGAAGAAGCUGAUGACCUCCGUGUGUGGGUAGGUGCCACCGUCACUGCCUACUACACACGCUUUACCGGCGAGCCGUGAUAACAACGUUUAAACCUCCAGUGAAACUCUUCACUACAUUAUUGUGUGAACAUUAGAGACGAGAGUAACCGAGAUGAACAUGAGCUCCAGAAUCAGGAGGACAUUCUCACUGUGACAGAAAACAUGACAACAAAAAGAAAAACAGAACGUUCUGUUCAAACUACUCGAGCAGUUUGGCCACGCACCUGUUGACAGACUGAUGAAUGCAGCACUAUCCUUAAGGACAUUGUAAAACACUUUGAGACGUGCACCAGAUAUAGCAAACCAAAGCCGGGAGUGUGAUGUCUGCAUGCAACCGACCACUUCACACGCUUCAGUGCAACUCAGGGAGAUCGUGAAGCACUAUAUACAUUGCUGGAUACGUGUUCAUGGUCCUUCACGCAGACUGUUCAGGGACGAUGGGGGUGAAUUCAACAAUAAAGAUAGGAGAGACAAGCUUCAACAUUGAAGUGAAAACCACUGCAGCUUACAGCCCAUGGAUCAAUGGGCUUUAGGAAAGGUAUAUCAAACCCUCACUGAACUCCUGAUGAGAGGGUAGAGGAACAAUGGAUGUGACUGGAGGAUGGCCACUGGAAAAGCCACUGGAACAUAGAAAUACUGUUAAAACUUGGAGUCCAUUGACUACCGGUUCUGUUGUCCCAUCUGAGCAUGUCAAAUUAUGUGCUAGCCAUCCUGAAGAAGACCUACUUAUUGGGAAUGAUGACGCCUUCAUGUCUGCCAAACACAGUGAACUCUGCAACUGGAAAAAGAACGAUGUGUUUUGAAGAAGUAAAAGACGAAGGCCAGAAAUGCAUCUCUACGAGGUGGGUGUGCUCACUCAAGGAGACACCUGAUGGUGUUGUACCUAAAGCUAGAUUAGUUGGAAGAGGCUUUGAAGAAAUGAACACUGCGGAGCUCCCAAAAGACUCCCUGCAUGUGCCUUGGAGUCUCAAAAAAAAGAUUAUGGCAGUGAUAUUUCCAAAGAAAUGUCCGCUAACCUCUCUGGACAUGAAAGCAGCCUUUUUACCAGUCAAAGAGUUAACUUGAAGCCUUGCUUGUCAUGUGGUUGAUGUCAUCUGGGGUGGUCCAGAAACAUUCUCCACAACGUCAUCCCUCAGACUUGAAGUGCACAACAGCUUCAGCUACAUUGAAAUGUAUUCACAAGAAGAAUCUACAACCCAUUCCUGUGGACCCCGACAGAGCCUCUAACAGACACUGAAGCUGACAUGUUAACGUCGAAGAUUGGCCAAAUAUUGUGUAGCAAGGCAAUGAAGACAUUCAACAUAACGUGCGACAUAUCCAUCCCAGCAUCAAGUAAGAAGCAUGCUGCUGUGCAGACUCUACACUGUGCAAACAAACGGGUCAGGAGACUGAACUCAGAAGAGGUGACCUUGAGGUUUCAGCUGGCUGAAUGAAGCCAGUGGAGUUCAGUGAUUCCUCGACGGGAAACCUUCCAGACGGAGGAACUCGAGGUGGACACCUGGUCCUGCUUAUGGGAGAGAGUGCACGAUUUCCACCUGUAUGUUGGCAGUCAAAGAGGUUCUGUGCUCCGAGUUAACCAAGUCAACGAGCAGCACCCAAAGUCGGCCGACCAUCGUCCUGCUCUCCUGCAACUCAGAAGAAACGCUGCCCCCGAAGACCCUCAGAGCCACAACCAGAUGUGCAUUCUGAACAACUGUGGACUCGGAUGAGGUCUGCAGCUAUGCUUAAUUUCCUGCACAGCAAAGAACUUGAAGGUUCAGAUCACCUGACAACGAUGUCAAAGCUCGUGUCCACAUAUAAACAAAAAACUAUGGCCUUAAAGAAUCCAGCUCGUGCCACGUGGACGAUUGGAGACCUCCAUGACACCAUUUACAGUGACGAGGACAACGUGGUGGAUGGGUGGAACAAAUUCUACCUUCCAGAAAUAGUCAACAUGCAGGUUCUGGGUGUGGUGAAGGGGACUUCGUGUCCGUGUGACCAGCUGGUUCUGAUGACCUGCGAGGACACAAUGGUGUACGGCUACGAUGGAGAGGAGCUGCAUCUGGUGGCUUCAAGCAUAAAUCAGCUGAGUGACAAGGGGCUAAAGUAUCCAGCAGCCGAGUCCUAUGACAAAGGGAAGCCCUUCCAAAAAAUGAGCAACAAGGACUGGGAUACAGUGAAGAAGGGUCCCGUGGGGCAACAUUUGAACCAAAAGCAUCACAAACUGGUGAUAGGACAAAAGUCCAGAUUCUUGGAGAAUCUCAGAUCCAUCAGACGCAACACAGGUCCCGCCCACUCGGAAGGAACGCACUGACGAUUUUUGUUUUGGCUGGUGUUUAAUAUUGAUUGGUCACUUAUUGAUAAGGUGAUCACAUGUAUCUGAUUUAAUAUGAUGUAUCUAUUACUAAUGGCAUUACAUUCAUGCUUUUAUUAUCAUUAUUAGUAGACUGUAUCUACUGCUGCUGUUAUAAGUAGUCAUCAUUUUUCUGAUUAUAUAUAUUUUUGACUAUAAAAAUAAAUUAGA
This is a messenger RNA of Cyclopterus lumpus (lumpfish), 3677 nucleotides long. RefSeq lists its product as uncharacterized. Lineage: Eukaryota; Metazoa; Chordata; Actinopteri; Perciformes; Cyclopteridae. The transcript has 7 exons. The record is from RefSeq and is a predicted model, not a curated record. The coding region runs from base 2880 to 3467 and encodes 195 amino acids.